Messenger RNA from Megalops cyprinoides (Indo-Pacific tarpon), 1892 nucleotides. It is a transcript of the gene arsj, whose product is annotated as arylsulfatase family, member J. The record is from RefSeq and is a predicted model, not a curated record. NCBI's taxonomy places the organism in Eukaryota, Metazoa, Chordata, Actinopteri, Elopiformes, Megalopidae. Bases 201 to 1892 code for a protein of 563 amino acids. The transcript has 2 exons.
CAAUUUCCAAGUGAUUCUGCGUCUCCCAAACAUGUGCACCGUAUCAUUGUACUCCCGCUUUGUUAAUUGUGACAUUGGUGUGCAAUGGUGUGGCAAUCUACCAUGGGACCGGCGAUUAUCCUGUCAUUUUUAAAAUGGAAUUACAGUACAGUUUCCUAAAUAUAGUGGUUCGGUGUUGAAGCAGUGGACACAAGGGAAAUAUGUUUACGUUUGUAGUCCUGGUGGGGUUAUUUUUAUUAAGCGUGGUAACCUGCGACUACGUGUCUUGGGAAAAUCUGAAUACCAAUUUGCAAAACCGAGCGAACGAAUUUGAGAAGCCCCGCACUCAACCACACAUCAUCUUCAUCCUCGCCGACGAUCAAGGUUUCCGCGACGUGGGAUACCACGGAUCCGAGAUAAAAACCCCGACUCUCGACCGGCUCGCAUCUGAAGGAGUCAAACUAGAGAAUUAUUAUGUGCAACCGAUUUGCUCCCCGUCUAGAAGCCAGUUUAUGACUGGCAGGUACCAGAUCCACACAGGCCUCCAGCACUCCAUCAUCCGGCCCACCCAGCCCAACUGCCUGCCCCUGGAAAACGUCACGCUGCCCCAGAAGCUGAAAGCUGUGGGCUACUCCACGCACAUGGUGGGCAAGUGGCACCUGGGCUUCUACAAGCGGGACUGCAUCCCCACCCAGCGGGGCUUCGACACCUUUUUCGGGUCCCUCCUGGGCAGCGGGGACUACUACAGCCACUACAAGUGCGACAGCCCCGGGAUGUGCGGCUAUGACUUGCACGAGGGCGAGGAGGCCGCCUGGGACCAGGACCGGGGCGUCUACUCCACCCUCAUGUACACGCAGAAGGUGGUGGACAUCCUGGCGUCCCACGACCCCCGGCGCCCGCUCUUCCUCUACCUGGCCUACCAGGCGGUGCACUCACCCCUGCAGGUGCCCAGCCGCUACCUAGAGCGCUACAAGUCCAUCCCCAACCUGCACCGGCGCAAGUACGCCGCCAUGGUGUCCUGCUUGGACGAGGCCGUGAAUAACAUCACCCUGGCGCUCAAGAGGUAUGGUUACUACGACAACAGCAUCCUGGUGUACUCCACAGACAACGGGGGCCAGCCCAUGGCGGGGGGUAGCAACUGGCCCCUCAGGGGCAGCAAGGGGACGUAUUGGGAGGGGGGCAUCCGAGCCGUGGGCUUCGUGCACAGCCCUCUGCUGCUGAAGAAGGGCACCAGGUGCCGGGGGCUGGUGCACAUCACCGACUGGUACCCAACGCUGGUGACGCUGGCGGAGGGGACGCUGGAGGAGGACCUGGACUUGGACGGGUACGACGUGUGGGAGGCCAUCAGCGAGGGCCUUCCCUCCCCCCGGCAGGACAUCCUGCACAACAUUGACCCCAUCUAUACCAAGGCCAAGAACGGCUCCCUGAAGGCCGGCCACGGUGUCUGGAACACGGCCGUCCAGGCAGCCAUCCGUGUCGGGGACUGGAAGCUGCUGACGGGCAUCCCAGGGUACAGUGAUUGGGUGCCCCCUCAGACCUUCUCCAGCCUGCUGCUGGCCAACCGCUGGCACAACGAGAGGGUCCGCUGGGACCGGGGCAAGUCCCUCUGGCUCUUCAACAUCACGGCUGACCCCUACGAGCGGGUGGACCUGUCGCGCCGCUACCCGCACGUGGUCAAGAAACUCCUGCUGCGCCUGGCGGAGUACAACAAGACCGCCGUGCCCGUGCGGUACCCGGCCAAGGACUCCCGCUCCAACCCGCAGCUUCACGGAGGGGUGUGGGGACCCUGGUACAAAGAGGAAGAGGAGGAGGAAGACAUGGAGAGCAACCUCCUCACCAACCAGUUGGGCAAGAGAAGGCACAGGAAGAAAGGGCGUGGGAAGCACAAGAUUAAAAGGAAGUCCAGAGAGUAG